Molecule: messenger RNA, 1251 nt
Organism: Baudoinia panamericana UAMH 10762
Lineage: Eukaryota; Fungi; Ascomycota; Dothideomycetes; Mycosphaerellales; Teratosphaeriaceae
Exons: 1
Coding region: 1-1251 (416 amino acids)
Molecular function (GO): hydrolase activity
Source: RefSeq, a predicted model, not a curated record
AUGGAUAAUGUAUUGAAGCAGUUCGAUUUCAAGAGUAAAGAGUCAUGGUCUACAUUAUGGAAGACGGCAUUGGUACGCUUACCUCGAGCAGUCCCUAUGGAAGCUUUGUAUAUCACAUCCCCUUCUGGUCCACAACCUUUCAAACUCAAUCUACCAUCCCGGACGAGAGGCCGUACGAUUGCUCUCUAUAUAUUCAUACCACCAGUGCAAUGGCCAAAUCCCAAAAGCGGACAUGCUGCGCCGACGCCGGACUCAUUCCCCAUAGUCAUGGAUUACCAUGGCGGUGGAUUCUAUCUUGGAUCGUGUCUUGAACAAGCGCCAUUCUGCGCGAAACUGUGUCGUGAGUUGAAGGCCAUUGUCAUCGGUGUGGACUAUCGGAUGGCGCCGUAUCAUAAGUUUCCGGCCGCCAUUGAGGAUGCCGAAGACGUCGUCCUUGCGCUUUUCGAUCAGCGGCAUCCCGGCUAUGAGAUCUUGCGAGAGGCGAUACCGGACUUCAUGCGCUCUCAGUGGUACGACACGCUGGGAACCAAAGAAGAACGCCGCCACGACAAGGUGCCGAUGCCGCCAAUGCCCCAGAUCCACCUUGACACUAGUCGCAUCGCCUUUAGCGGAGCAAGUAGUGGCGGCAACAUUGCACUUAAUAUGGCCAUUACCGCACCCGAAAGCCUAGGUAUGCGUGAAUGGCCGUGUCCCAUACCUGCCGAGUAUCCUACCCAAGUACCACUCUUGCUGCUGUACCCGAGCCUGGACUUGCGACAGCUGCCUAGUGAACGCCCUCGCAACGAUCGGAUGCCACCACCGGUAGACCCUAAGAAGAAGAGACUCGAUAUCGACGACAGCCUUGCCGCAACCUACGUCAGCCGGGAGAUGGCCGGCCAUCCUCGAGCUUCGCCAGGCUUGGUGGACACCCGGCAAUAUCUCCACCCGCAAGCAAAGAUCUUGCUGAUUCUCUCCGGUCUCGAUACACUAUGGGACCAGUCUGAGAAAUGGACGGCUAAGGUGGAGGCCGAGGGGAGAGGUAGAGAUAUGAAGACGAUGCGGUACGAGGACCGCAAGCACGGUUGGACCACCAUCCCUGAGAUCGCGCUGUCAAAAGAAGAGCGGAAGACGAGGCUGGAGGUACUCGAUGAGUGCGUGCGCUUCACUAAAGUUGCAUGGUCCGGACGAGAUCCGGUAAAAGCUAUGGAGGAUGCUGGGGAUGAUGUGGAGGCGCAAGGGAACCCAGACAAGAAGUACGACCAUAUCCCAUAG